Megalobrama amblycephala (Wuchang bream) is the source of this 2269-nucleotide messenger RNA. Its product is annotated as alpha-2,8-sialyltransferase 8E-like. Gene Ontology annotation, biological process: oligosaccharide metabolic process; N-glycan processing. Gene Ontology annotation, molecular function: alpha-N-acetylneuraminate alpha-2,8-sialyltransferase activity. Lineage: Eukaryota; Metazoa; Chordata; Actinopteri; Cypriniformes; Xenocyprididae. The coding region runs from base 442 to 1620 and encodes 392 amino acids. The transcript is spliced from 7 exons. The record is from RefSeq and is a predicted model, not a curated record.
UUCUUUGCAAGACGUCCACUCGAAAGCAUUUCCCUGUGGAGGGAACACUGAAUCACAUCUCCUCUGUUUGGGCCCCUCUCUCUGUGGCAAGCUUACUUUGUCCAUUAGAUCGAAAGAUCUAAAAAAAAAGAAAGAAAGAAAAAGAAAAACAACACGUACAUUUACCCGCCCAUAGACCUCCCCUCACUUCAAGGGUAAUAUUAAUUGAUGUACAUUUUAAACAGUAUAUUGUCAGUAUUUUUGCUCUAUUUUGCAACGAAAUCCACAGCAGAACUGUUUCGUGAAUGAAUCUGCGGCUUUGAACGAAUCGUCAAUGAUUCAAUGAUUCAUUCAUCAUCAACUACAGCCGCUUGCUUUAAUGAUUCACUCAUAAAAACAAUUUAUUAGUCGUAAGGAAGUUAGUUUUUUUAUGGUGAGAGGGGCAGAGUCACAGAGAGCUGUAUGUGUGUGUCAUUUUUAACCUCUCCAUCACAGUCAGCACACACACACACACAGGCUCCAGCACUCGUGCAUCUGAUGGCAUCGGUGUUUCUCCGAUGGAUCUUCAUGCUGCUGAUGGUUUUGAUCAUCUUUCAGAGUGUGCGUGUGAUAUUCUACUACAUAUCCAACACACACUCGUCCAGAGAUGUGAUGACAGAGAUGCUUCAGCAGCUGCACUGUGUAAAACUCAGGCAGAAGUUUUCCAUUAUCAAACCGGCCAAAAGUAUAGUUCUCCAGAGCUUCACGCAGGAGCUGUCAGAUUUCAUGAACUGCCCGUACAAAUCAAACCAAACUGAGCGUGAGCUGAACAGAGUCAGGCUGCAGUUUUGUUGUAACGCCACAGGAACAUUCAUCCUCACCAAACGCAACACAGCCAUCAAUCAAACCAUCCCAUAUGAAACAAGCAAAACAAAAACAUACAAAAUGACUGCAGAACUUCACAGUAUGCUGCCCGAGGACAUCCCCUGGUCCGGUCGGCGUCUGGGUCGGUGUGCUGUGGUCGGCAGUGGUGGGAUUUUGAAAAACAGCAGCUGUGGACGUGAGAUUGACAGCGCAGACUUCGUCAUACGGUUUAAUUUGGCAGCGGUUAAUGACAGUGAUGUUGGGAUGAAGACGGAUCUGAUAACAGUCAACCCCAGUCAGAUUCGAUACAAAAAUCUGGAGAAGAAUCCGGAUCCGUUGGUGGAGCGGGUCAGUGUGUAUGGAAACGCCCCCCUCAUUAUUCCAGCCUUUGCCUACACGUUCUGCACGUCACAGUCAAUCAAAACUCUCAAAGUCCUCCAGCCAAUCAGACCUCAGCAGCCGGUGGUGUUCUUCAGCCCCUCUUACCUGCGGACGCUGGACCGCUUCUGGAAGGGGCGUGGCCUGCAGGAGGUGCGGCUCUCCACGGGGUUUAUGUUAAUCAGCACGGCGCUGGAACUGUGUGAGCACGUGCACGUUUACGGAUUCUGGCCGUUCGGCAGCGACCUGCAGGAGCGUCCGGUUCCGUAUCAUUAUUACGACCAGCUGAAGCCGCACCCCUACGCGCACAAGAUGCCGGAGGAGUUUGUGCGACUACUGCAGCUCCACAGCCAGGGGGCGCUGACACUACACCUGCAGCCCUGCUCCUCACCAGGGGCGGAUCUAGAAAAUCAUUUAUGAGGACUGUGAGGGGUGGCAACACCAAGGAAAACAAGCAUUUGAUCAUCUAUACUACUAAGCCUAUAUUAUCUGUACUAUAUCUAUAUGAGGGGUGUGCUGUCCAUAUAAAGCCCAAUUUUUACGCGUACGCGGGGGGCGGGUACAGUAUGUGUGACAUAAUUUCGUCAUCAGAAGAGUACGCGCACUAGGGAUGCGUCACAAUUUUCGAAUAUUUGAUUAGUUGAUUUAAUUAUAGAAUAUUGAGUAGGUUGUGCGAUUAUCGUCUUCCCCAUUCCCAUUUGAUGUGGUGGUGACUUGUAACCAGAGGGUGGCGCAUGCUGCCAAUAACCAUGCUAAUAACCAUGCCGUUUGUACAACUCUAGCAGGACAGAAUCCAAAUAUAUUUACAUGGGUUGUAACUCAAUUGAUUGCUCAACUGCGCAUUCGUCGAAUGCCUGUGUACAAGUAUGAGUCAAUAAAGUAUACAUUGCAAGGCUGUGCGCAUAAAAAAAAACGAAGUAUACAUAUGGCUAAAGCCAGUGUUGGGGGCAACGCAUUACAAGUAACUUGAGUUACGUAAUCAGAUUACUUUUUCAAGUAACUAGUAAAGUAAUGCAUUACUUUUUCAAUGUACAACAAAAUAUCUAAGUUACUUUUUCACAUUUGUUCU